AUGCAGCCAAAAAAAUCAAACGCUCCAGAGCCUACCAUAAUCAGUGCCAACAGAGAUGAUGAUCCAAUUGGCGUAUUAGCUUAUUUGGUAAGGCACCGGUAUCGAAGAGGUCAUUAUUCAUUAUUUCAUUUUCUAGAUAAAUGUCUUUGGACAACAGAAAGUGGAAAAUGCUGUUCUUUUCCGUUUGAAUAUAAAAACAGAAUCUAUUCUUCCUGUAUUACGACACCUGACAAGCCAAGACCAUGGUGCGCUACAGAAUUGUUCUACGAUUUUAAUGGCUUACACUGGGACUUCUGCAAAGAUUACUGUAGUCUUGGUCGAGAACUGUGUCUGUGGAAAGUUGAUGAUGGCUACAUAACAUGGAAAAAUGUCAGUCGUGAAGAAACUGCGAAUUGGAACAAAAAAGUCAAAUCAGCAUUGAAUGCCGAUCAUAAAGCAUUUGAAGUGACCCCUAGAGAGAAAGACGAAUUCAUAGUUAUCCUACCACUAGCCGAGUUUGGAAAUAUUUCAGUUCCAAUUGCACUUGAAAAUGAUCUGAAAGCUGUAACUGUCUGCGUUUGGCUCCAAACAAACCAAUCCGUUGUGGACAUAACAUACUGGACAAAAUUGGCGGAUUGUCCUGAAGAAUCAGCUCUCGGAAUAAAUCUCAAUAGCACCAUCACAGUUACUGUCUUGGAAGAGGAAUGGAAAGUCCCGUCAUUUGUUGCUGAUCAAGAGUGGCAUCAUGUUUGUCUGACCUGGUCUUCAUUUGGUGGAUUCCUCAAAGUUUUUGUCGACGGACUGAAACUUGUCAGCACGUCUGAUUCUAGUAUCGACACUCUGGACAUCAGAGGAAGAGGUCGUCUUACUGUCAAUUGCACCGAUGUUAAAAAUUCAACAAAAGUAGACGCCUGCGGUCGUACAAGUGAUCUUAACUUAUGGGAAGGUGCACUCGAUGAGGAAGAAAUUCAACGAAUGUCUUUAGGGUGUGGAAUGAGAGACGGUGAUCUCAUGGCUUGGAGGAGCAUGAUUAGUGGAAUCAUAGGAGACACCCAUGUUCAUUACGAUACUUCCGCAUGUCGAGACGUGACUGGUAAUCGCCUUGCGGCGUAUUCUCUUUCAAGUAACAUUACAACAGAGCAAGCUCGCGUAUGGAGCCCAUGGUAUAACAGAUCAGCUGAUGGUUAUGGUAGAUGCCUGAAGUUCCGAUACAUGAUUCUUGGAGUAGGCAAUAACAACUUACGGCUUUACCAAAUAAUGGGGAACAACUCAAAGGAAAAUCCAAUCUGGCAAGGUGACUCAACAAGGGACGACACCUGGCAGUAUGGUCAAGUGUCAGUUACAGGGAUCACAGAACACCAACUCAUUUUUGAAGGAAACCUGGAAGACCAAAUAGGGUUUAUUUCAAUAGGAGCACUUUACUUCAUCAAUGGUUAUUGUUCCCCAGAGCCAGAAGCAGCUGCAAGAAGAGCAUGCAGGGAGCUCUUCACGGACAAAACUGGUGUUAUAACGUCACCCUACUACCCGGGAUAUUACGCAAAUGACAGUUGGUGUGAAUGGCUCGUCACCGCUGCGAUUGGUCACGUGAUCAGACUUGAAUUUUUUUACUUUCAGCUGGAAGCAACUGAACCUCAAUGUUUAAGUGAUUAUGUUGAAGUAUUUGACGGAAAUUCGACAUAUUCUACUUCGCUUGGCAGAUUUUGUGGUCAUACGCACCCUGCAAUGUUGGAAUCUUCGUCGAAUAAUUUGCUCGUCGUGUUUAAAUCUGAUAACAAGGGGAUGCGUACGGGUUUCAAAGCUUACUACGACAUGAGGAAAGAUGAGAGGGAUAAAUGUAAAAUGAAACCAGAUUGUCCAGUGGGUUGCACGUGUUACAUUACAAAAGGACCACCGUCACAGUACGUGUUGGAAGGGGCAGAAUACAUGGAAAGUAUACCAUGGAAUUUAUCAAGUCUUACAACAGUGCUUUUAUUUGCUGGCAGCAAAAUCACUCGCCUAAGGAACAGAGACUUUUACUCUCUGUCAUCUCUUACCUACAUGGAUUUAAGCCACAACAAAGUUUUUCAAAUGGAAUCUAGAACAUUUGAAAGUUUAAAAUCUCUGGAAACGUUGAGACUCAACAAUAAUUUCUUGAGGCAACUUAACAGUGACGUCUUUAGUGAAACAACUAAGCUUCAAUACUUAGAUAUUGGUGAAAAUCUUCUUGUUGACCUUCAAGAAGGCGUUUUCGACAAUUUGACAGACUUACGAAUCUUAAGCCUGCGAUCUAACAGUAUUCGUCAUAUUAAGAGGGAUGUAUUUAAACGCACAACACGCUUAACUCAUCUGUAA
Molecule: messenger RNA, 2310 nt
Organism: Pocillopora damicornis (cauliflower coral)
Lineage: Eukaryota; Metazoa; Cnidaria; Anthozoa; Scleractinia; Pocilloporidae
Biological process (GO): adenylate cyclase-activating G protein-coupled receptor signaling pathway; hormone-mediated signaling pathway; activation of adenylate cyclase activity
Cellular component (GO): plasma membrane
Molecular function (GO): G protein-coupled peptide receptor activity; protein binding; protein-hormone receptor activity
Source: RefSeq, a predicted model, not a curated record